Messenger RNA from Cyphellophora europaea CBS 101466, 864 nucleotides. RefSeq lists its product as uncharacterized. The transcript has a single exon. Lineage: Eukaryota; Fungi; Ascomycota; Eurotiomycetes; Chaetothyriales; Cyphellophoraceae. Bases 1 to 864 code for a protein of 287 amino acids. Gene Ontology annotation, molecular function: acyltransferase activity, transferring groups other than amino-acyl groups. The record is from RefSeq and is a predicted model, not a curated record.
AUGCCAGGAUCACCCACCUUCCAAAUCUCCCCCCUCCCCUCCCCCACCCCCGCAGACUUCACCGCCAUCUUCACCACCGCCGCCCUCUCCCUCGGCCGCCAAACCCACGACUUCUUCUGGACGACCUUCAACCCCGGCUACGAGACCGACGCCGGCAUCCCGCGCGGUGCCGAGAUGCUGCGUCGGCGCUGGGACAAUUUCGUCAAUACCCCGUUGAACGCGUCGGGUGAGAGGAAUGCCGUGUAUGCUGUCGCGACUGUUCCUCGAGAUCCUAGCAGCAGCAGCAGCAGCAGCAGCAGCAGCAGCAGCAGCAGCAGCGGUGGUGCUGAUGGCACAGAGGCAGGCAGGGAGAUCGUUGGAGUGGCGCGCUGGCUGCAGCUCUCUCUCGACCCUCAGCACGGCAUUGUGCCCGCACAGAGCGAUGAGGGGGCGAGGAAGGUGGUGAAUGUCGAGGCGUGUGCGCCGGGUGAUGCCGAGAGGCAGGCAUACCUCGCGAAGCUGUAUCUGGGCAGUUCGUUGCAGCGGGUGGGGCUGCUCCAGGAAGUGAUGGAGAAGCAUGAGAGGGGGGAGUUGAACGGCCCGCCGGCGGUGAUGGCGCUGGAUCUGUGUGCUGUCAGGCCGGAUUGGCAGGGGAAGGGGGUCGGGAAGGCGCUGGUGCAGUGGGGGAUGCAGCAGGCGAGAGAGAGGGGGAGUUUGGAGUCGAUUACGGAGGCGAGUCUUAUGGGAAGGAGGGUUUAUGCGAAGUUUGGGUAUCGGGAGGUGAGGGAGUCGGUUAUCGAUGUGGGGAAUGGUGAGGUAGUUAGGACGGGGGUUGUGGUCAUGAAGACCUGGGAAAGUCCGGGUGAUGGAAUGGAGCAGUUCUGA